Arabidopsis lyrata subsp. lyrata is the source of this 1265-nucleotide messenger RNA. Its product is annotated as protein GRIM REAPER. Lineage: Eukaryota; Viridiplantae; Streptophyta; Magnoliopsida; Brassicales; Brassicaceae. The transcript has a single exon. The record is from RefSeq and is a predicted model, not a curated record. Bases 406 to 912 code for a protein of 168 amino acids.
CUUAAUAUUUAAAUUUUUAAUACACCAGUAACUAAAAUCCUUCAUAUAACUCUCUUUGUCAAUUUAUAUUUUCUAUAUAACCAUAACAAAAGACCUGUUUUACCAUACCAUUGAAAACCUUAUUCGCCAAGCAGAUCCAAAAUUGUAUGACGUAACCUAAACAACAAUCACUUGUGGUAGCCUAGAUUUGAGGAAAAAUCAACUCAUUUAAGCAAUUGCCUAAAAAAGUCAAUUUUCUUUAAAAUAAAUUUAAAUUCGAAUUUCAAUAAUGUUUUUGCUGCCUUAAAAUACCUCUUCAUUCGCAAGAACACAUAUCUUCCCUUAAGUCCCACUCCUCUUCCUUUCCUUUGCUUCUUCUCUGCUCCAAAGCCAAACUCUCUUUGGUUAAUUUUUACUUAAAGCAAAAUGGUCGUUAAGUUCUCUAAUACUUUCAUUAAAGCCACUUCACUUCUCUCAUUAAUCCUCUAUUUCCUAAUAAUAGCAACAUUUGAUUCUAACUCGGUUUUGGCCGAUGACGUUGUCGACCAAGAAGAUGACCCGGAGUACUACAUUCUCGACGAAACUCCCUCGAUACUUUCAAAUGUGACAGUUUCAUCCAAAACUAGGCUACUAGUUUCCCACUACAAGAAGAUCAAGAAAGGAAUGAGAUGUCACGUCGCGAGCUACAACAUUUGCAAUGGCGUAAAAGCGAAUAAAGGGACGAGCCUCUUGCAUUGCUGCAAGAAGCAUUGUCGGAAUGUUCUAGGAGAUAAGAACAAUUGUGGUCGAUGCGGUCACAAAUGUGGUUUUGGGCAACGUUGUUGCGGUGGCGUUUGCACUUACGUUAACUUUAACCCGAACCAUUGUGGGAAAUGCACUAGGAAAUGUGGUUCCGGGGUUAAAUGUGAGUAUGGGUAUUGUGGGUAUGCUUGAUUUUUAUAUAGAAAAACAUGAAAAAGUAAGUGUUAUAUCUUAAUUUUGAGUUGUUAUAUUUUUGGUUUUUUCUUGAAGAAACAGUUAUUAGCAUACGUAAGGAUUUCACGUAUACAAAAUCUUCAUGCAUACGCAUGUAAUGAGUGUGAGUGAGAGUAUACAUAUGUAAACACAAACAUGAUUAUUUAAUAAAAAAAAUACAUAAGUAAAUAAAAUGUUAUACUUUGUAAUGUAUAGACGAUUUUUUCGUCGGUUCUUUUACAUUAUAAUAGAGACUAAUUUUUGAUCACAAAAAAUCAAGAUUAACUCAUUAAUCUGAUUUUGCUAUGAUUAUACAAAUGUCAACACACGAA